Messenger RNA from Mytilus californianus (California mussel), 3030 nucleotides. Its product is annotated as deleted in malignant brain tumors 1 protein-like. The transcript is spliced from 15 exons. The record is from RefSeq and is a predicted model, not a curated record. The coding region runs from base 227 to 2173 and encodes 648 amino acids. NCBI's taxonomy places the organism in Eukaryota, Metazoa, Mollusca, Bivalvia, Mytilida, Mytilidae.
AUAAUUACACUGACCAUAACGUUCAAGUCUUUUAACUUAUCUUUCAAAGAUUCAACUUUAGAAAAAAAUAUAUACAAAAGUGAAUAACUUUCAAAUAAUAAUUGAUUUUGAAUGUGCAUAGUAACUUAGUGGGGACAUUUGCAGUUCUUUGGACUUCUUUUUGGUGAUAGGAAACAAACAUAAAAUGGAUUUUAGCACGUGACCGACAGAUCAUCAUUGUUUCUAAAUGGCUGGGAAAAUAUGCUUAGUCAUCGUAUGUGUGCUUUUCUUCAUCCUCAUAUCACACAAAGUAAACAGCCAAUGUUCAGCCACCAGCAGACGUGCUACUGAGACUGACACUGUUAAUACAGAACCAACAUAUCUGACAUCGCCGGGAUGGAAAACAGCUUAUUACAGCAACACUGACUGUCGAUGGGAACUAUCAGCAACAGAUGUGACACAUAAGAUCAUUGUUGAUGUCAUGGAGUCUUAUUUUGAAGGAAGCCCUGGAUGCUCAUAUGACUAUCUGGGCAUUUAUGACGGAGAUUCCCUGACUAGUACAGCAACCAAAUUGUGUAAUAAUUUGCGGAGCGGGCAACUGUUUGUCUCGAGUGGACAGAACGUCAUACUACGACUGAAAAGUGACUUCAGUGUCAAUUAUCCGGGAUUCUCUCUCAGAUACUUUAUAGGAACAAAUUCAGCUGGAUCAGGCUGUACUGCCAUGCAAACAUUGACUGCAACUUCCACUGUACAGUACCUAUCAUCGCCUAAUUUUCCGGAUGAAUAUGACACUGCUAACAAUUGUGAAUGGACAAUAACGUCGUCGUCGGGAACAAAAUCUAUCCGGGUAGAGGUCAUAUUCGCAGACAUGUUAGAUGGUGAAGUUUGUUACUCAGACAAGCUUUUUAUAUAUGAAGGGACUGACUCAAGUGGCCCUAAACUGGCAGAAAUAUGCGAUAGUUCUGCAACCUUCAUUGAUUCAGAGGUAUAUUACACAACAACAGUCUCAGCAUUCAUUAAUUUUGUGAGUCUACAAUCUGGGAGGAAUCGACGAGGAUUUCUAAUAGCAUAUAACGAAACAGAUACAGUUGUAGCUGUUGCAUCAACUACCCCAUCGACAACAUUCAGUACAUGUGGAUCUAUAAGCCUGACAAUUACAAAUUUAUCUACACCUUUGUAUAUCACGACACCAGAUUAUCCUAUAUUUUAUUCGAGUAACCUCAAUUGUGAAUGGCAGGUAACAGGACCACAAGGAUCUGUUUUACAGAUAAAAGUGUUAGACUUCUUUUUGGAAAACAGUGAAGAAUGCUUUGGUGACAACGUUAAAAUCUAUGAUGGUCCAACAUCAGAGUAUACUCGAUUGGCUCUUUCUUGUGGUGAAAUAGGAAGUGAUGUUAACUCGACUGGUAAUAUAGCAAUGUUAGCAUUUAGAAGUGAUGGAUCAACAAGUGCUCGUGGAUUUAAGUACCAGGUAGAGGCCAUUGGUUCAGGUACACCAGACUGUGUAAAUGGUAACCCAACAGACUUGAACGCCACACUUGAACGUCAGUAUUUUAAUUCAGCUACUUACCCAAGUAACUACCUAAGUGGAACAACCGAGCAGUGGUUAAUAUACAACACAUUGUCCUAUGACUACGAGAUAGUGAUAGAAACAGUGGACUCUAGAAUCGAGGAUAGUGUCAACUGCGAAUUUGAUAAAGUUCAACUGUAUGAAGGUCCAUGUACAACAUAUCCUACAUUAGCGACAUUUUGUGGAGUAGUAGAACCAACAUACACACAGUCUAAUGGACUAUAUGUGUUGGUAGUCUUUACAACAGAUAAUACAGCCCACUAUAGAGGAUUUAAUAUAUCAUAUUAUUUACAAGAAGUGACAACAAGUGGAUUGACUACCAAACAAAUCGUCGGCAUGAUAAUUGGUAUAGUAAUUGGAGUAAUUGUAUUUGGUGUUCUCAUGUUUUUACUAAUAAAAAAAGUGAUAAUUCCGAAACUAGCGAAAUCAGGUCUUGGAUCUACACUGUCCUUGAGAAGCAGACGAUCAUCAUCGUCAUCAAGUAGUUCUAGCAGCGAUGAAGAAUCAGGAAAGCGUAAGAGAAGACUGAAACCAAUAGUUAAAGCAUCUAAAGUUAUGCUUCGUCCGUCAUCUAAAUACAGUCUUAAACCAAGGCUUCCAUCAAUAUCACAGAAGAAAUUAUAAAUCCAACAAAGACUCUUCACAUUUGGACUGGAGAAGAAGACGGAUGUGAAAAAGACAACUCUUAUUUUGCAAUUAAACUACGGCUUAUAGCAUGAAUUAUAAUUGUAUUUGGCGAGUGAAGAAACUGGACCGAAUUGAUAAACUAAAGGACGCAUUUAGAAAAUAAUAUGAAUGUAACUAGUUGAUUAUAUAUAGUUUCGAUUACAUUGUAGGAUGUUUUGCUUUUUCCAGGAUACAAUCAGGACUUGAUACAUGUUCAGAAUGGAUCCAUUCCGCUAUCUUAUAUUGUCGUUGACAUACGACAUGACUUGCAUAGACACAUAUCUCUUCUAUUCUUUGAUCUAAGAGUGUAUACCCAGCAUAUUCUAGUAUAGUAUAUAGUAUUGUUCAAUAGAAAAUAUCGUAGCCACCAAUAUAUUAAGCAACAGUAUUAACCAAUAGAUCUUCCUUUUGUCUCUUUUUCUCAUUUUUAAUAUGGCAUUUAAUAACAUGUAUCAUGAUCUAUAGCAGGGCAUUGUAGACAGAUAGUUUUUGAAGUGAAUGUUGCUGAACCAAAGUUCGUUUUUAAAUAUAUAACUUUUAUGUUUACAUUUUGUACAUGUUCCGAAAUAUUUUUCCUGGGUACGAUUUCCGAAAUCCUACUACUUACAAAAAUGUAAGUUUGUCAUAUUAUUUUUCUUAUAUCAAAACAAUUCAAUUUUUACAACAUGUAUAAAAAUCUUGAAUGCUAAAGACAAAAAUUUCAUAUAAUGGAUUUAUAAUAUUUAGUCACGUGUGUGUGAACACCAUUUGUCUUUCAUGUUUUUUUAGGGUUUUGUACAUUAAAAUAUGUAAUUAAUAAUAAAAUGUUAAACAUA